Messenger RNA from Blepharisma stoltei, 1281 nucleotides. The record is from the annotation of a GenBank genome assembly. NCBI's taxonomy places the organism in Eukaryota, Ciliophora, Heterotrichea, Heterotrichida, Blepharismidae.
AUGUCUGGAUCCGUUCUGACAACAAGAGAUUUUUUAACACAACUUGCUGCUGAGCAAGGAUUUCCUCAAUCAAGAAUUGAACCAAUUAUAGAAAAACUCACCAAUGAAUGAUAUGAUUCUGCAGAAUCUCUUAAAGAGCUUUCAGAUGAGCAUUGGAAUCAACUAGGAGUACCUGUACGUGUAUCUGAACUAGUAAAAAAGCGUCUUAACGAUCUAUCCAAUCAAAAUCAGCAAGCUACAGUCGAAUCUACAGCAUCUCUGCUGCACAGGCUGCUAGAAUACUUCCUUUCUCGUGAUAAUGGACAUCAAAAUUUAAGGGAAACCAUCGAAACUCUCCAAGUCAUAAUCUAUAAUAUAGCUAUCACAAAUCCUAUAGACGACAGAGUCAGAAGGCUAAAAAAAUCCAACCCUAAAUUCAAUGCAAAAAUAGGCCAACAUCAUAUUGCUAUUGAGUAUCUCAAAAAAAUAGGAUUUACAGAUGAAAGGGAAAACUAUUAUAUGCCACAAGUAGAUUUCGAAGAAAUAAACCGCGCGUUGGACGAAGUCAAUGAAAUUGCAGAAAACAUCGGGCUACCUCCAAAACUUGUCCCAAGAACUGAAGUUACCCCAGAAGUGUUUAAUCCUUAUAAGCCUGCAAUUACUAAGACCAACCCAGAUAUGCCAAAAAUUAACUCAAGAGAGCAUGACCCUAUAGCCAUAACUGAAGCUAUUAAAAAACUUGAAGAAAAUCAUGAUCAAUUAGCCAGACAAACUUCAGUCAGCAGAGACCCUGUUGUGUAUAGAAUUAGUGAUGGAAAUUUAAAUGCAACCCUGGCCAAGCUGAAUGAAGAGGAAAAAAAUAGGUCUAAUCAGGAGGAUGAAGAAAGGCAGAUAAAUUUGAGAAACAUCCAGAGAGUUAUGAAAGAAAGAGAAGAGCUAUCAAAAUUCCACAAUAAAAGGAAAAAACAGCUGGAAACUUUACAAAGCAGAGAAAUCUAUACAAGAGCUUUAAUAAGGAUUCGAUUCCCAGACAGAACGCUUUUGCAAGGCACUUUUUCAGUAAAAGAAACAGAAAGAGACAUCUAUGCUUUUGUAGCAAGCUUUUUGGCUCAGCAAGGCCGGAAAUUCCACCUUUUCUUUUCACCUCCAAAAACAAUAAUCAAAGCUACCACAAAAGAUCUUAAAAGUUACGCACCAGCCACUUUAUUAAGCUUCGCCUGGAAUGACGUAAAUGAAACACUUGGAGAGCAUGGGCCAUUCUUAAACGAAGACUGUCUUAAUAGAAGUCAAUCUUUAGGGUAA